GCACCGGGACCGACGCGCGCACCAGCCCAGGAACCCGGCUCCGGCGCGUCUGCGGCGCCGCCUGACUCCCUAGCCGAGGCGGCGGCGGCCGGCGCGGCGGGCCGGGGCUGCGCGCCGGCGCCGGACCAUGGAGCGCGGGCUGCACCUCGGCGCGGCCGCCGCGGGCGAAGACGACCUCUUUCUGCACAAGAGCCUGAGCGCCUCCACCGCCAAGCGCUUGGAGGCGGCUUUCCGCUCCACGCCCCCGGGCAUGGACCUGUCCCUGGCGCCGCCGCCCCGGGAGCGCCCGGCGUCGUCCUCCUCGUCGCCCCUGGGCUGCUUCGAGCCGGCUGACCCCGAGGGGGCAGGGCUGCUGCUGCCACCGCCUGGGGGAGGCGGCGGCGGCGGCGGCGGCGCGGGAGGCGGCGGCGGCGGCGGCGGGGUGGGCGUCCCCGGGCUGCUCGUGGGCUCUGCCGGCGUUGGGGGCGACCCUAGCCUGAGCAGCCUGCCGGCUGGGGCCGCCCUGUGCCUCAAAUACGGCGAGAGUGCGAGCCGGGGAUCGGUGGCCGAGAGCAGCGGCGGCGAGCAGAGCCCCGACGACGACAGCGACGGCCGCUGCGAGCUGGUGCUGCGGGCCGGAGGCGGCGACCCGCGGGCCUCCCCGGGCGCGGGAGGCGGAGGCGCCAAGGCGACCGAGGGCUGCUCCAACGCCCACCUCCACGGCGGCGCCAGCGCCCCCCCGGGGGGCCCCGGCGGCAGCAGCGGCGGGGGUAGCAGCAGCGGCGGCGGCGGUGGCGGCGGCGGCAGCAGCAGCAAGAAAUCCAAAGAGCAGAAGGCGCUGCGGCUCAACAUCAACGCCCGGGAGCGCCGGCGGAUGCACGACCUGAACGACGCGCUGGACGAGCUGCGCGCGGUCAUCCCCUAUGCGCACAGCCCCUCGGUGCGGAAGCUCUCCAAGAUCGCCACGCUGCUGCUCGCCAAGAACUACAUCCUCAUGCAGGCGCAGGCCCUGGAGGAGAUGCGGCGCCUCGUCGCCUACCUCAACCAGGGCCAGGCCAUCUCGGCCGCCUCGCUGCCCAGCUCCGCGGCCGCGGCGGCGGCGGCCGCUGCCCUGCACCCGGCGCUCGGCGCCUACGAGCAGGCUGCCGGCUACCCGUUCAGCGCUGGGCUGCCCCCGGCCGCCUCCUGUCCGGAGAAGUGCGCCCUGUUUAACAGCGUCUCCUCCAGCCUCUGCAAACAGUGCACGGAGAAGCCUUAAACACACCCCACGGAAAACACAAGACCGACCCAAAAGCUAGAGGAAAGUGAAAAGCUGCCCCCCCACCCCUUUUAUUUUGGCCCUCUCUUGUUGUGAAACACUUGCAAAGCAAACAAAGCAGAGGCGAGAACUGAGGAGAAGUAUCAGAGACAAAUGGGACUUUGAGCCUUGACAUCCCCAGAAUCUCGGUCUUUGGGGUGGGGAGGGAGGGAGGAGGGAGGUGGAGUUGGGAUGAAGUGUGGAUGUUUUUUUCUCAGAAAAGUGGCAACUUUGGUGGCAGCCUAGACCGCAGGGAAGCCUAAAAAAUAAGUUGGGAAGUAGUCGCUCGGUUAUGAAGCGUGGAGAGUAUUUAUUCAAUGGCAAAAUACUAAUCUUACUAAUAAUCGUGUAUUUGGCUAGUGCUGAGGGGCAGAGGAGUCGUCCGGGGUUGGGUGGCUUGUGGGACGGAUUAUUCAUUCAGACAAAUCAGAAAGGGCACUUGAAAAUAAAUUUUGAUUCUGAGCCAGGAGAAAAACUUGAAAUGUAGACUUAUUUAAGUGGGGGGAAAAAACCAGAAAGAGACACAUUGCUAUGAAAAGACUUGUAUUUUUUAUUGUCUCUGAACUUUAAUCCUGUGAAAAUGCUCAAAAGUUUUGGCAAGAGUGAUAUUAAAAAAAAAAAAAAACUGUGGCUGAAAGAAUUGCAUUUAAAAAUAUUUAUGUGCACCUUGUUACUUUUCACUCUGCAAUGAUGUAUUAGCAAUUCAUGGUAUUUAUUUGUUAUUCUUCAAUGGCCCUUCCACAUCAACAAUAUUUAUCAUGUGUUAAGGUCAUGGGUCUUAUGUGCAGAUUUUUUUAAUGCCUCUAAAAUUCUGUUUUAUAGAUUAACUUAUUAUACUGUGUGCCAAGUGUUUAAAAGGUUUAUUUGCCAACAAGUAUGAAGAGACAUAUUGAUGUAUCUGAGCUGCUUAGGUUUAUCAAAGGUCAUCUGGAUAUUUUCAGUUGCAUCAUCCCUGUAUUUAAAUUGAGCUUUAAUAAAUUGCUUCAGUCCAAAAAUUACAGGAAAGGUGUAUUCUUAAUUGAUGAAUGAAUUGAUCUCUUUUUUUGAAAGGGGACUCCUUUGCAUUCUAAAAGGGAAAGACAUCACAGCAAUAGAUCCUAUAAGUAAGAACAUGCUAAGCAAAUAUUUUUCCAGGCUGUGCUGUGCAUUUUUAAAAGGUCUAAUUUAAUUGCUUUUAAUAUAUAUGUACAUAUAUAAGUUAUUUUAACUGUGGAGAAUUAUUUAAGUUAAAAGACUGGUUUGAUUUGCCUAUGGUGUGAAAUCCUUUGUUAUUUUUCUAAAAAAAUAAAAUUUAAAAAGAAAUAAAAUAAAACUAAGGAAGAGCAAGAAGCUAUUUACCCAAAGUGAGCUUUCAGUUUUAGUUUGCAUGGCUAUUUGCCUGCCUUUCUAUCCUAUGAAAAUCAAGAAAACCUUUUUUAAAAAUGGAGUCCUGCUAUUUUCCACUCCUUGCAGAUAAUACAAAUUCAGUUUGUCAGGUUGGAUGGCGAGUUGGGAGCUAUGAUGGAUUCUACUGGCGGGUUUUGGAUGUGUAAAGAAUGAUAUAUAUAUUAAAUAGGUCAAUCAGACUAUGACAGCUAUGUACGACCAUUUGUAUGUGUAUCUAUGUCAGAAAGAAUCUUUAUUAAAAUAUUUUGA
Zalophus californianus (California sea lion) is the source of this 2911-nucleotide messenger RNA. RefSeq names its product basic helix-loop-helix family member e22 (gene BHLHE22). The transcript has a single exon. Gene Ontology annotation, molecular function: protein dimerization activity. Bases 128 to 1237 code for a protein of 369 amino acids. NCBI's taxonomy places the organism in Eukaryota, Metazoa, Chordata, Mammalia, Carnivora, Otariidae. The record is from RefSeq and is a predicted model, not a curated record.